AUGCACUUGAAUUUUCACAAACCUUCUGGAGGUUCAAAGAGUCUUGGGAAGUCUCCUACAACGUCUAGUGGAAGUACCCCAUCUGACGAUCCCCCAUCUUAUGAUUUCACAGUAUCUUCUACGACAUCAAGCGGUUCAAUAACUAACGCAUCCUCGCCAAUACGGAGACCUAAUUCAAGUUUGAUUUCAAGAGGAAGCCCAUCAAAGAAUCAAAAACAACAAAAAAAUGUUCCCUAUAGACCAUCCGAUGAUUUGAAAAACUAUAGCAAGAUCCUUAGCAAUUCCAAUGAAACAAACUUAUUAUCUCCUGCUAGCUCCAACACCCAAACUGAGUAUUUUGAUGUCCUACCAUCAUUUCAAAUGUUUCAAUCGAUCUUGAAAAGAGACGAUUCCCAAUUCAGUGAAAAUUUAUCAGUGAACCCUCCUAUAUAUGGGGAUGUUACUAACUCAUCACCGACUCCCCCAAGCGGAUUAUCGCCAAUAUCAUCCAAUAGAGAUAAUAAUCUAGAUUCUAUGAUGGAGAAUGUUAGUGAAAGGAUUAAUGAGUAUGCGUUAGAUAACAAUGAUGAAGAAGAGAACUAUUUCUUUGGUGGGGAUGAAAAUGAUACUAAUCAAGCCAAUGAACAUUUAAUAAACGAGGAGAAUACACCAGUCGCAACUAAUGAUACAUACGGUGAAACGGUAUUAGAUAACAUAGACAAAUUGCCAAAAUUAAACAAUUCUCCAAUAGAUAUCCAAGUUUAUGUAACCAAAAGAGUACCACAACCUAAUCUACCAAAUGAUUUAGAAACUAGAUUGAAAAUGUAUUCUAGUGGUGAUUUGGUAAAUGGAUAUAUUAUAAUUACAAAUACGUCAGAUGAGCCGGUUGAUUUUGGUUUAUUUGUAGUAACAUUGGAUGGUACUAUAAAGACAACUCAUUCAAACCCCAAUGCUAAUCCUGCGGAUAUACACAAAUAUGAUAAAGUUUUAAUAAAAAAGUUCUUGAAGAUGUAUGAUCUCAAUGCUUCUUAUGGAUAUACUCAGAUUCCCAAUAGUGCAGGGAUUGAAUAUGAAGCUUUCACUAAGGACCUUCACGAUGGCUGUGAACUUGGAUUACCAAACGAAAGAGUUUUGAGGCCUCAUACUAAGUAUAAAAAAUUUUUUACGUUUAAAUUUCCUCACAAGCUUUUGGAUAACAAUUGCAUUCACGAUGUGUUGCCUCAUAUAUUACCACCUCCAUCGAUGGGAUUAGAUAAAACCUGUUUUUAUAAUAGGGGUGGUACUAUUGUACUUAAUAAGGCGUUAGGAUACGGAUUUCUAAAUGUGAGAGGCACUCCUUUGUUAACCAAAGACUACAGUUUUGAUAAUAUUAGUGUAAGUUAUACAAUUGAAGCCAAGUUCAUAGAUAAGUUGAAUGCUAAGAAUCAAAAAGAUCCCUUAUCGCAGCAUGAGAUUAACGACCCAAAUUCACAGGCUGACUACGUUAUCUCAAAGCACAGUCAAUAUUUCUUGAGGUUUGUACCAGAUUUCAAGGAAAAAUUUAAAUAUUACAAUGAAGGUUUUCAAUAUGGUACUGAGACAUUUGGAGCAAUAGGAAUUGAUGGAAAAUUAUUCGAAAGUUACCUUCAUUUGAGUACCUGGAGACAAAUCUACGAAUUGAAUUAUAAUAUAGAAAAGGAAAUAGACUCGAAGUUGGCGCGAGAGGAAUUCAAAGACGAUGAUGUGAAAAAGAAGAACUUAUCAAUCGAUCGUACAGUUACCAACUCAAACCUAUAUUACUUGAAUAUUAAAGAGCAUUAUUUACAGAAAGAUUGUUCCCAAGCUGAACUUGAUGAAGAGCAACAAUUUCGAGAUGAAAAGAUGAUUGGAUCGAAAGUUCCAGUUACGAUAUAUGGGAAAAAGAAAAAAAAGAUUUUGUCAUCGUUAGUUAGAAUCGGAGAACUGAGCUUGUAUGUUAGAGUACCUCAUAAGGUUGUUCCUUACACUUCACCAAAAUUAUUAAUGAAAUAUAACAAUGACAAUUCUGAUGAUUUUAUAUCUGGAGCAGCAUUACGUUCGGUAGCUUCAGCAUCGUCUAUAUCUGACAAAAUCAAGUUGGCUCCAACCAAAUCAAAUGAUCUAGCUCCAAGAAUAUCUGCAGCGUCUACAACUAGUAUUAGUGAUCUCUACAAUAGAAGUGCAUCGGACGUGCUUAACUCGGUUGACAUAGUAUUGUCGUUUGUACCUUUUGAUAAUGCUACGAAACCUCCGCAGAUAGACAGUAUAGAGACUAACCUUGUGUUUUGGACAUACAAUGCUGAAUUUCCUUUACCUGUGAUACUUGAGUACGACUUCUUUUAUACAAAUCCCGAUGAAAGUAAAAGUAAACUACUAGAUGAUGUUGAAAUUACCAGGAAUAAUUUGCAAUCUUUAAAAGAUCAAGUUUAUAAUUAUAUUCAAUUCUUACAGGCUAACAAAAUUUACAUUUCGAAGACAUCUUAUUUAUAUUUAAAGUCAAUGAAAACUUUAGGAAUCAAGAAGGACACAGUCAAAGAGUACUUCAAGACUCUUACACAUUCAACCAAUCCAGAGUUAUUGAAUAAUGAACAAGAUUGGAAAGCUAAGCAAUUGCCAAAUAAGAAAAUUAAAUGGGAAAGAAAGCUUACGGUACCAUUAACUACUAUUAAUAAGAAUAAUAUAAAUUUAAUACCCAGCUUUCAGAGUUGUUUGGUCGGAAGAAUAUAUUGCUUACAAGUUCUUGUCAAAUAUAAAGGAAGUGGUGGUGAUCAAGAUGAGUUCGCAGAUAAUAUAGUGAAGGUCGAUGUUCCAAUUCUUGUUGGCUGA
Debaryomyces hansenii CBS767 is the source of this 2802-nucleotide messenger RNA. RefSeq names its product ubiquitin-ubiquitin ligase. The transcript has a single exon. Gene Ontology annotation, cellular component: ubiquitin ligase complex. The record is from RefSeq and is a predicted model, not a curated record. Gene Ontology annotation, biological process: protein polyubiquitination; protein monoubiquitination. NCBI's taxonomy places the organism in Eukaryota, Fungi, Ascomycota, Pichiomycetes, Serinales, Debaryomycetaceae. Gene Ontology annotation, molecular function: ubiquitin-ubiquitin ligase activity. Bases 1 to 2802 code for a protein of 933 amino acids.